Molecule: messenger RNA, 1777 nt
Organism: Brachypodium distachyon (stiff brome)
Lineage: Eukaryota; Viridiplantae; Streptophyta; Magnoliopsida; Poales; Poaceae
Product: palmitoyl-acyl carrier protein thioesterase, chloroplastic
Exons: 5
Coding region: 101-1282 (393 amino acids)
Biological process (GO): fatty acid biosynthetic process
Molecular function (GO): acyl carrier activity; fatty acyl-[ACP] hydrolase activity
Source: RefSeq, a predicted model, not a curated record
AAUUCACUAGCUCGCGCUUGCUUGAUCAUAGUAACUGUUACAGCAAAGCUGUAAUUAGAAUCAAGAGAGUGAGAGAGCAAGGACUCCUGUAGAGCACUGCAUGGCCAACAACAGCGUGUCGAGUAUCGUGUGCAACUCGCGCGUGCUCAUCAGGUGCUCCUCGUCGUCGGGGAGGGGCCAGCAGAGCGUGGCGGCCGUGAGGGUGAAUGGGGCGGCGCACCGCACGCCGCUGCAGGUGGGGACGGCGCUGGAGACGUCCAUCCACGUGUCGAUAGCAGAGCUGCAGGCGCCGCCCACGGUCGUCGACGACGACGAUGGCUGCAGCCGGCGGCAGAACAUCCCGACGGAGAAGCAGGACGAGGACCCGUUCCGGCAGGCGCUGAUCGUGGAGGGCGGCGUGCGGUACCGGCAGACCGUGGUGGUGCGCUCGUACGAGGUCGGCCCAGACAAAACGGCCACGCUCGAGACCCUGCUGAACCUUCUCCAGGAGACUGCACUGAACCACGUGUGGAUGUCGGGUCUCCUCGGCGACGGCUUCGGCGCGACGCACGGGAUGAUCAAGAACAGCCUCAUCUGGGUCGUCUCCCGGAUGCAAGUCCAAGUCGAUCGCUACCCCAUAUGGGGAGAGGUGCUGGAGAUCGAGACGUGGGUGGGCUCUUCGGGGAAGAACGGCAUGCGGCGCGACUGGCUCAUCCGCCGCCGCAGCUCCGGCGACGUCUUCGUCCGAGCAACGAGCACCUGGGUGAUGAUGAACAAGGUCACCAGGAGGCUGUCCAAGAUGCCCGAGGAGGUCAGGGGAGAGAUCUCGCCGUGGUUCAUCGACUCGCACGCCAUCCAGGAGGAGGUGACCGACAGCAUUGUCAAACUCGACAGUAGCGCCAAAUACGUCGACUCUGGCUUGAAGCCCAAGCGCAGUGAUUUGGAUAUGAACCAACACGUCAAUAACGUCAAAUACGUACGGUGGAUGCUCGAGACUAUCCCCGAUCAGUUCGUGCGGCACCAUCAGCUUAGCAGCAUCAUCCUAGAGUACAGGAAGGAGUGUGGGAUCUCCGAUGUUGUGCAGUCUAUUUGCGAACCAGACCAGGACUCGAUUUCACCGGAAGAAAACGUUACCAUGGUGAGGGGACCCUCACUUUUGCCAGAAAUCAUCAAUGGCCACCACAGCUUGGCUGGUGCACUUCACAAAUGGCCAACGAAGUACACACAUCUUCUGCAAUUGAAAGCAGGUGAUGGGUAUGGCGAGAUUGUAAGGGGUAGAACCACGUGGAAGAAAAAGUUAUAACGACUCCUAGACCAUGAUUUUCUUAUUUGGAGAAUUAUGCUUCUUGAUUUUGUGUAUUCUACGUGUGUCUUCUGCUUUAGCGGCUCCAGGUGUGUUGGAGAUGUGCUUGCUAUCUAUACGUGUGUACAUGUUGCCAGGGCAAAGUAUCAUAGAAAGAUAAUGUUGUUAUACAAUAAAUCUCUUAUAUGGGUCGAGCCACGAAUCCAACACGACAAAGACCAAGUCAACAAUUUUCCAUCACAAUCAACAUGCCAACAAGAUGCAGGGGAGAAGACCAUAGUCAAAAUGGUGGAAGAACUUGAAGGGAAGAGAAAAAUUAAAAAAAGAUGGGACUAAAUGGAUGAAAGAUCGGUCCCUCGAUACACAACCAAAUCACGUGCGUGAUUUGGUUGGAUGUGGGGAAGACCUCAGGUGCCUAACAGACGAACAACAUAAUUUACCCAAGUUUGGGCCUCCUUAGAUCGGGUAACAGGCCUACUCAUGUUUUACUUGUAU